AUUUUGUAUCAUUGAAGGACCUGAGACAGUUCAAGACUUUGCUAAUAUGGAAUUGCAAGAAAUUCAAGACAAUAUUAGAAGCCGUCGAAAUAAAAUCUUUUUGCACAUGGAGGAGGUUCGCAGGCUAAGGAUACAACAAAGAAUAAAAAGUGCUGAACUUGGAAUAUCAAAUGAAGAACGAGAAAAUGAACUUCCUGAUUUUCCAUCUUUCAUUCCAUUUUUGCCUCCCUUGACACCAGCAAAUCUAAAGCUGUACUAUGCUUCAUGCUUCUCUCUCAUUGCUGGAAUUAUAAUCUUUGGUGGACUUCUGGCACCAACUCUGGAGCUUAAAUUGGGAUUAGGGGGCACAUCUUAUGCAGAUUUUAUCCGUAGUGUGCAUUUGCCAAUGCAAUUAAGUCAGGUUGAUCCGAUAGUAGCAUCAUUCUCGGGGGGAGCAGUUGGAGUUAUCUCAGCCCUAAUGGUUGUCGAGAUUAACAAUGUCAAGCAGCAAGAGCACAAGAGAUGCAAAUACUGUCUGGGAACUGGAUACCUUGCCUGUGCUCGCUGUUCAAGCACUGGAGCUAUUGUUUUAAUUGAGCCCGUUGCUACAGUUAAUGGUGGCGAUCAGCCUUUAUCACCACCAAGAACAGAGAGGUGUUCGAAUUGUUCAGGGUCAGGAAAGGUCAUGUGCCCCACAUGCCUCUGCACAGGGAUGGCAAUGGCCAGUGAGCAUGAUCUCCGAAUUGAUCCAUUUGACUAAAGGUGCAUGCUUCUAUUCACCAUAGGGACAAAUUGAGAUGCAACGCGUUCUGUACACAUGCCAUAUAGUGACUGGUACAUGAGUUUAAGGAUGAGUUCACAAACAACCCUCUGUUUUAUAUAUAUAGCACGCUCAACCUCAUGAUAGCCAUAGAGGCCACAUCUUGCCUAAAUCAGUGUUUCAGAUCUAAUGUUGUCUGAUUAAUUAUCUGUUCAGUUUGUGCUUCUAUCUUGGCAUAUAUUGUAGGCACUUGGAGAAAAUAUCCAGUUUUCUAUUGGUUUGCUGAUACUUAUUCUACAUUGCGAUGAAUGUCCUAUUGUUCUCUAAAUAUCCGACAGCCCUGGCUGCUGAAAGAUAUAUUCUGUCCUAUUUGGAAGCGGAAGACUGCAUGCUCCUCUUCCGGUAGCCUAUGCUAGCUUUGGCGGCUCACUAUUUCUAUUAACGAGUUUUUAGCUUCAAUACAUGGAGCAUGUUGUAACAACAGCAAGCCACACACACCCACACACAUAAAAGAAGAAGAAGAAAGGAAAGAAAAGAAAAGAAAGUUUACAUUUCAAAUUCCUGGUUUCUUUGUGGACAUAUUGGCACUUCUUGCACUUGACAUUUCAUAUUUCUGGUUUGAUUCUAUAAAUUAUCAUCCUCGUAUUGCCUUUGCAAGCA
Elaeis guineensis (African oil palm) is the source of this 1399-nucleotide messenger RNA. The record is from RefSeq and is a predicted model, not a curated record. Lineage: Eukaryota; Viridiplantae; Streptophyta; Magnoliopsida; Arecales; Arecaceae.